AACAGAUAAACCGGGUCGGAUUGAUCGAAACGGUACCCUAACUGCAACUCCAAUCAAUUUCUCUCUGGUCGGAUCCUCGUAGUCACAAGAGGGCGUGAUCGGCGAUUGCUGAUUUCUCCGGUGACGGACCGGCGGCGUGCCGCGAUUGAUAUUCUCUCUGCAGUAUGGGUACCCACGGCCGAAGCAGUGAGAGGAAGAGAGAGAAGACGUCAUCUUCCAAGAGACGCAGCCGAAGAAGGUCCUACGACUCUGAAUCUGAUUCCGACGAGACGGACAGCCGUGAUUCAUCUCCUGUGGCGAGCUCCAGAAAGCGCAGGGAAAGUGGCGGUGGUAGCAGAAGCAGCCACCGGAGUAGGCGACGGAACUCCUCGCGCGGGCGGGAUUCCGGAGAUGAUAGUUCGUAUGAAAGUGAUGGCAGCGACGAUGGAGGUCGCAAGAAGAUUAAGUCUUCGAGGAAAGUUACCGAAGAGGAGAUUAGCGAAUACUUGGCCAAGAAAGCGCAGAAAAAGGCCUUGCGAGUUGCAAAGAAAUUGAAGUCGCAGACAGUUUCUGGUUAUUCCAACGAUUCGAAUCCCUUUGGCGAUUCCAAUCUGAAUGAAAAAUUUGUUUGGCGAAAGAAAAUUGAGCGUGAUGUUACCCAAGGUGUACCGCUUGAUGCCUUUUCAGUGAAGGCCGAGAAAAAAAGACAGAGAGAAAGAAUGGCUGAGAUUGAAAAGGUGAAAAAGAGGAGGGAGGAAAGGGCUCUUGAAAAAGCGCAGCAUGAGGAAGAAAUGGCAUUGCUAGCUAGAGAACGUGCUCGCGCUGAGUUCCAGGAUUGGGAGAAAAAGGAAGAAGAGUUUCAUUUUGAUCAAAGCAAAGUCAGAUCAGAGAUAAGAGUUCGUGAUGGGCGUUCGAAGCCUAUAGAUAUUCUAUCCAAACAACUGAAUGGAUCAGAUGAUUUUGAUAUAGUAAUUGAUGAGCCAUACACUGUAUUCAAGGGCUUGACAGUGAAAGAAAUGGAAGAGCUUCGGGAUGACAUCAAAAUGCAUCUUGAUAUGGACAGGGCAACACCUACACAUAUCGAGUAUUGGGAGAGGGCCAUACUGGAACGGAAACGUAUGGCUGUCUUAGAAGAACAGCAGAGACGGAUUCAAGAAGCAAUGGCUACGAAACCUCCCGUGCCGCCAGAGGAUAAUUUUGAGCUGAAAGCCUCAAAAGCCAUGGGGGUCAUGGAGGAAGGUGAUGCAGUUUUCGGAUCUGGUGCUGAAGUGAACCUGGAUUCACAGGUUUAUUGGUGGCAUGAUAAAUACCGUCCAAGAAAACCGAAAUAUUUCAAUCGGGUUCACACAGGAUAUGAGUGGAACAAAUACAACCAGACUCACUACGAUCACGACAACCCACCUCCAAAAAUUGUGCAAGGAUACAAAUUUAACAUCUUCUAUCCAGACCUUGUUGACAAGACCAAGGCUCCAACUUACACCAUUGAGAAGGAUGGAAACAGCAGCGAGACAUGUAUCAUCAGGUUCCAUGCGGGGCCACCGUAUGAGGAUAUUGCAUUCCGAAUUGUAAACAAAGAAUGGGAGUACUCUCAUAAGAAGGGGUUUAAGUGCACGUUUGAGCGUGGAAUUUUGCACGUAUAUUUCAACUUUAAACGAUAUCGUUAUCGCAGGUAACACAAGGUUGGUCAUGGCAGUUAUCGAGUUGCAAAGGUGCAUGUUGCUCUGUUGCAAUCUCUUUCAAGGUAUCUCGGUUUUUUACUUCAUCAACUAAAUUAAAAAGCAACCACUGCCAAAGUUUCCUUGUAAGUUAAUGAUGUGACAUACAAAGCUGUAAAUACACAAUAGUUAGGUCCUGAAAUUUUUGAAACUAUUGCUUCAGGCAUUUCUCCUUCCCAGCUGCCAGGUUUGAUGCUCCAUCCUUUAUCUCUCUCUGUUUUUAUUUUUUAUUUUGGCUGCUGUUCAAUUCCCAAUUUUUGUUUGUUUAUGCUGUCACACUUUGGUUCUAGUUUUUCUCAUUUAAAUAUUGAUCAGGUGAUAAUAUUGGGUGGCCAA
Momordica charantia (bitter melon) is the source of this 2030-nucleotide messenger RNA. Lineage: Eukaryota; Viridiplantae; Streptophyta; Magnoliopsida; Cucurbitales; Cucurbitaceae. The record is from RefSeq and is a predicted model, not a curated record.